This is a messenger RNA of Pelodiscus sinensis (Chinese soft-shelled turtle), 10468 nucleotides long. The record is from RefSeq and is a predicted model, not a curated record. NCBI's taxonomy places the organism in Eukaryota, Metazoa, Chordata, Testudines, Trionychidae.
AUGAUGACAUUUGGAUGCGCCAGGCUCUGUGCAGGGCGGGGUGCGGGAGGCUCUGCCCGGUGUGCGGCAAGGGAGAUGAAGCGGCGGCGCCGGCGGAGCCAGACGCUCGGCUCUAGCGUUUUCCUGGCCGCGCGGGAGUGACCCUCGGGCUGUCACGGGCCGCGCCGAGCGCUCCUCUCCCCCCUCCCCGAGCGAGGGAACGGGGGCAGCCGGCACCAUGUUCCGCCGAGCCCGGCUCAGCGUGAAGCCGAAUGUGAGGCCGGGGGGCAGGGGCGGCGGCGGCCCGAGCGCCCCGUCGGCCCCGGAGCCGCAGCGCGGCCAGGAUUCCGCGUCCCCGCCGGCGAGGACAGAGCCGCCGUCUAGCGCGACAGCCUCUCCCGAAGCCGCUGCCGCUCCUCGGCCGGACCCCCCGCCCCAGCCGGAGGGGGAGCAGCCCGCGGGCAGAGAUGAAAAGACUGGUGGUGCAAAUGAUGACGAAGUUAAAAAACCUGCAGAUACACCCGUACAGAGAAGAAAACGAAUAUCCACUAUGCCUAAUCUGGCAAAACCCAGAGUUACACUUCCAUCUGCACAACGUUCAGUAUCAAAGUCUUCUCAAAAACAAAUACCUCAGUCUUCUGUUAAUGGUAACUCUUCACUUCAGAAGGAAUCAGAAAAGACCAAUGCAGAAUGCUCUCCAAAGUCUCCCAUGUUGCCUGAAAAGAAAACACCUGUCCCACAAGUGCCACAAUUUUCUCCACUUAAAAAAUCAGUGAGCCGAGAGCCAAAUGUGAGUGUAAGUGCUCUAAAAAAUGAUGAAGUUCUCCAGAAGAACUCACUCUGCCCUCUCAAGGAGAGACCCUCCCAAGGGAGACCCACACAGGGGGAAAUGCCACAUACAAAACCACCUCUAACAAAAAAUAAACAAAAGUGCUCAGACCGUGAAAGAAUCCUCAAAGCUCAGAAGUUAAGAGAGAUGCUCAAAGAAGAGCUGAAGAAAGAGAAGAUGAAAAGAUGGCAAAAUAGACCUACAAUAAUUGAAGGAAAAACUCCACCAGAUCCUUCCAAAAUGACAAUGAGAGACUUAAUAUACUACCUGCCAGAAAACAAUCCUAUGAAGUCUUCAUUAGCAGAAGAAAGGAAAACCGAGAAGACUUCUACACAGGUCCAAAUGAAAGAACCAGAAGAGAGAAGUGCUCCUGAUCAUGAAGAUGAGGAGGCUGAAGCUGAGCCAGAGGAAGAGGAGGAGAAUGAUGGUCCUCUUCUGGUUCCUCGAGUGAAAGUAGCAGAAGAUGGUUCAAUUAUUCUGGAUGAAGAAAGUUUAACUGUAGAAGUUUUAAGGACAAAAGGGUCAUGUGUUGUAGAAGAAAAUGAUCCUAUCUUUGAACGUGGCUCCACAACUACCUAUUCCAGCUUUAGGAAAAGUUUUUAUACCAAACCAUGGUCAAAUAAAGAAACUGACAUGUUCUUCUUAGCUAUCAGCAUGGUGGGAACAGACUUUUCUCUAAUAGGUCAACUGUUUCCUCAUAGAGCAAGAACGGAGAUUAAGAACAAGUUUAAACGUGAGGAAAAAGCAAAUGGAUGGAGGAUAGAUAAAGCUUUCAAGGAAAAGCGACCGUUUGACUUCGAAUUCUUUGCCCAGUUGCUUGAAGAGGUACUGGCAGAUGAAAAAAAGAGGAAGCAAAGAGCUCCUAAAAAACGAAGUUCAAGAGAGAAGAAACCACCCAAAUCUCGGAAAAAGCAAAAAGCUAAAGUUGUCAGCGAAGAAGCAGAUAAUGACCAGGACGAUCCUCAGGUUGUCAGAAUUUCUGAUGCAGAAACAGAUGCAGACACUGGCACAGCUGAAAAAGAGAAUGAAGAAUCCUUGAGUGUGUCUGAACAGACAGAAGAACAGACUGUAUUGGAGGCAGGGGCAACCAAAAAGAAGAGGAAAAAGGAAAUAAAAAGGAGCAGGGAGAAACCCAGCAAGAAAAAAAAAAAUGAGGUGUCUGGUACAAACAGUGAUAAUCAUACUGAAUGUGGGAAGGAUCUGGAUGUUCUUAAUGAAGAAAAUAUGGAUGAGAUUCCUGUCCUAGUAGAGCCAGAAUCAAAUUCCUGUUUACAUCUGAAUGAUAAAACUGAAGAAAGUGAUCUCAAUUCCAGAUUUCAGGAUAUUAGUGUUGAAUUAAUAGAAACAGAUUCAUCUGAAGCAGAAGCCUCAAAUAUCCUCUCUGGGUCACAGGAUUGGCAGCCUUCAAAAUCUCAAGCUUCAGGUACAAGAAAUAAAAAAGGAAAUUGUAAAGAAACCAGUGAAGCAAAGAACAGUGAAGUAUGUGAUUUAUAUAGACCAGAUGAAAAAACGAGUACAGCAGGAAAAAGCCAUGAUUCUCAGUCUGAAAUAAUGGAAACUGAAAAAGCUGCUGCUGCAAAGCCAUCAGUAAGAGGACGCCUGCAGAGACCUAAACCCAACUUAGCAAGGAGAACUGGAAAGACGGAAGCAGCAGUUCAAGAGGAAUCUGAGGUCAAGAUAUCUCCUCCAGAGCCUACAGAAGAGGCUGAAAAAAUGGAUACCACGGAAGCUUGUGAAAUUAACACACCUGAAACCACCACAGAUAAAACCAAAGGGAGAGAGAUCAAAGAUUUGGAGACUGAAUUCCAAGACACUGAAAAAGCUGUUACCGAAAAAGCAGCAACGACGGGGCGUCGGCAGCGAUUUAAACCUAAUGUAUUAGGAGCAUCUGGGAAGAGAGAAGCACCAGUUCAAGGUGAAAGAAAGGACAAAACUCCCCAGGAGUCUGAGGGAACAGUUGAACAGCAGAGUGCUGACCAAAGUAACACACCUGAUAUUAUCAGUGGGGAAAACACAGAAAAAGAUUGGAGAGUCUCAGAAACGGAAUCUCAGUCUAAGGAAACAUCUUGUUCACAAGAAGGUAGCAAACAGAGUGUUCUCAAACCAGCCCCACUUACAAAGAGUCGAAUGCAGAGGCCAAAACCAAAUGUAGAAAGGGCAGCUGAAAGGCAAGAAGUACCACCAACAAAAAAAGAUGUGGAAGAUGAAAAAACUGAAGUUGGAGAAACAGUGAAGAGUUUGACAUGUUGUGAAAGUGAUGCAACAGGCAAUGAAGACAUCCUGCUGCAUUCUGAGAUAUCAGAAAAAGAAGCUACUACAGGGCCUGAGCAGGUGGUCUCAAUGUAUGUAAAUCAGUGUUCCCAAAAUAAACCCUUGGGAUCUGAGAGAUGUGAACAAGAAAAGGAAUUGUCCUCCGUGGAUGAUUUGGAAGAUGUUUCAAAUUUUGAUACAGGAGACUCCAGCUCUCAACAAGAUGAAAAUGUUGUUAUUCAGACAGCACCUCGAUUGAGGAAUCAGUUCCAGAGGCCAAAGACAAAUUUAGGAAAGGAACUUGGAGGAAGAGAAGUGCCUGAAGUGGAUAAAGAUGUAUCCGAGUACAACACUGAAAAAGAUAAUAGCUUGAUACCGUGUGACAAUAAAUGCAGCAUGCUUGCUGACCUAGAUAAACCAGCAAAAUGUGAAGUCCUGCCAUCCUUGCAGCCACUAGAAAAUGAAGACCCUGCAGGCUCUCAGGAAAUACUUGCAACACCAACAAGCCUUCAGUCCCCUAAGAAGUUUUCAGAAUCUGAGAGUGGUGAACAGAAUGAGUGUCUCUUACCUUCAGAUAACCAGGAAAAGACUUCAGCUGUUGCUGCUAGGCUCCCUAGCAAACACAUUUCUCAAGGAGAAAGUAAACCAACCUCUCUUCAGCCAUCCCAACUAGUGAGGAGCCGAUUCCAGAGGCCCAAGCCAAAUAUAGGAAGGGCCAUUGGAAGGAAGGAAACACAGCCAACAAAAGAGGAUGAAACUGAAAAAAAGACUGACGUUGAUUGCUCAGUUCUGCAAAAAGCUGAAUCUGCUGGCAUCCCCACCACUGGAUUAAAGGUUGAAAAUGAAGCUGUAUUCUCAGAAGCUUCUGGAGACAAGUUGUUGGGUUGUGAGAAACAGAUACCAGAUGUAGAAUCUUCAGUGCCCAAUAUUUACCAAAAUGUGUCAGUUGAACAAAGCAGAAUCGGUGCUGAAAAAUCCAGUUCCCAAGAAGCUAAGACAUGUGUUAUCAAACCAGCACAGCUAGUGAGGAGCCGGUUCCAGAGAGCUAGACCAAACCUGGGAAGGGCAUAUGGCAAGAAAGAUAACCCAGUAGCAGAAAAACUUACUCCAGUUGAGAGAGAGACAGGCAACACAGAGAAGAGUUCUUUGCCACAUAGAGAUUCUGAUAUACCUCUCUCUCCAAAUGCUGAAGCAAAAGCACUCUCAUCCUUUGGGGAUUUGCUACAAAAAGAUAGUUCAGUUUCCAGUGGGGUCACCACACCAAAAAGAAGUGUUCAAUCAGAAAAACUUUGCUCCCCUGAGAAAUCCAAAGAUUUGAGCUGUAACAAUCAGAAAGAUCAAAUAAACAGUUGUAUGUCUACAGUUGUUGAGACCAGGCAUCCGAAUUACUCUGAAAGGUCUAGUUCUGGAGAAGAAAGUAAAUCAAGUGCUAUAAAACCUGCACAGUUCGCAAGGGGCCAUCUACGGAGACCAAAGCCAAACCUAGUGAGAGCAACACAAAAGAGAGAAAUUUGUGAAGAGAGAGAAAACACAAGUGAGGAAACGACUGAAGCUAGACCUACAGAAGAAGGUCUGAUAUCAAUUGAUAUAAAAUCAGAAAAUCUAACCUCAUUACUGCGCACAUCUGGUAACUUAGUGGAAGCUGUAUCCUCCUCAGAGGAGUCACGGAAAAAAGAGUCUGCAGACAGUAUUGAGGCAGUGCCUCCUAAAAGGAGCAGGCAGUCCUGUAGAUUCCAGUCUUCAGAGAGGUUGUCGGAGAGUGAAAGUCAAAUAGAACCAGAGGAAGAGUCUCAGCCUCUUCAUGCUCAAGAGAAGACAUCAGUCAAACUGAUAAGAACGCAGUCUAGAAGGUCAUCUGAACAGGCAGGCCGGCCAAAACGUGUGUCUGAGCUAAGAGUAGCUACUUCUUCUGCCUCUGAAUGUGAGGUUGAUCGCUGUGAAAAGGGAAAACCACGUCGAAAGAUUAAACCAAAUAUUGCCAAAGGUAAAGGCUUGAAAACUGCCCAUGGCAAGAGAUCUGGGAAGGAACAUGGGAGUUCAAAGAUAACUUUAGUGACCCUCAGAGCUUCUCAAGAGGAGGAUGAAGAUGAUGCAGAUGACUUGGAACUGGAUGAUGAAGAUGAAUGUUUUUCACCAGAAGAAGUAAACAAAGCUCCAGUGUUUGUUCCUGUAGGUCUUCGAUCUCCAAAACCUGUUCCUGUCCAGAUUGAGGAAACAAUGGAAGAGCUUGAAAUAUCUGUGAAUGUUCCAGAUGUGCCCUGUAUUACUACUGCUGAAUAUCUGUCUCAUGAUUUAAAUGUGGUUGUCCAGCCUGUGAUGCAGGGAGAUGAAAAUCUGAAUGCCUCACAAAUUGAAGUGGCUACUCAUGAAAAUCCAGAGACUGACUCGGGGAUUAAUGAUGGAAGCACUGAAGCUGCUAUGACAUUACUUGCAAUGGGAGAUCCAAUGUUUCAGUUAAAAAUAAGCACUCAAGGACAGAGACAGAUGUUCCCUGAUCAAGAUGAGAUGCACAUGGCUAAUAGUUUUAUAAACCAACCUAAUGCAGAGCAAAAUGUGGUCCCAAGUAAUCCAUCACUUUCUUCACCUGCUAAUAAUGAACUGGUUCCCUCAAAAGAUGGAAACAAUGUAAUUCUAUGGAACCAAAGAGCUGAAAAAGAAGAAAAUGUAGAAAAAUGCUUUAAGGAAGAUGCUGCACCCAGCAGUGAUCACCCUGUGCCCAAAUUGAAUAGUACAUCAAGGCUUGCAAGAUGCAGACUUCCUAAGCCUAAGCCAAAUCUGAGCAGGGUUUUAGGAACAAACAGGAAUGUUACUCAGAAAUCUCUUCUUCAAAGUGCAGUUGUGGAGCAGUUCAACCAAAUUCAAAGUGAGGGGAAAGCUCUAAUAGAGACCAUAGAAGAGCCAGAAGUGGAACUAGAAUGGAAAAUCAGACCAGCUGAGAACAGUUCUGUAGAUCUGAAGAAUUUUGGAUCUGGAAGCAGAAACCUUGCUAAAACAGAAAACAAGACACAAGACACCUUGGAAGCCUCAGUGGAGUUAAAACUUCCAACGGUAUCUUCAGAAGCAGAAAUUUCCAUACCUGGGCUAGAGAAUGAGUCUAAUCAAAGUUCUACUGGUGUCCUUCCUGAAAAUAAGCCUUGUACUGUUGUACAGAACUUGCAUGAAGUUCACUUGAUACAGACCGAAGCAGUUACACAGCAGUUUCAACAUCAACAUAUAACCAGCACAGAAGAAACUUGUGCAUACAGUUCAGUAGUGAGAGGAGAUGGCAAUGAAUGUCCAGAGGAAUCAGAGGAACAGACGUUUAUUUUAACACUGGUGGAAAUUCCAGCAGACUCAAGAGAGUACCAGGAUGCAUCUAUGUCACUAGAACAAGCUUUGGAGCCAUUGCUGCCAGCCCCGAUACUUCUCACUCCAGUGAAUACAAGCUUAGCUAAUAUGAUGGGGGAAGAGAGCAUUGGAUCAUUAACAGCUACAGAUGAUAAAGCUGCUACAUCUUUAGACAACUAUACAGGAACAGAAGGAUUGCAGAGAGCAUCAAUAGAGUCAUUUGCUAAUUUGGGUCAGACAUCCUUGAAAAGGCAUGCUGUUGAUCUUGAAGAAAGUGACACUCCUCCUGCUAAGCAGACUCCAUCUACCUCAACAGAGGAUAAUCUGGCCAAUACUUACAAGGACUCUUCACUUAAAUCAACAAAUGCUCCAAGGAAAAUUGCUGGGAAAACUUCUGGAAAACUGAAAACUUCAAAGAAGAAAAAAAGACCUACCUCUACAGUUGUGUCUAAAACUUCAGAAAGAGGGCAAUCUGAAUCCUUUCAGAAUUUAGGAACUGUACUGCUUGAAGAGUCAGCAUGCAAGUGUUCUGAUGAGUUGGUGUCAGGAAAGGAACAGGAGGGAAAAGAAAAAGAAACUGAGCAAGAAAGCUCUCUGGAUAUUUGUGCAUCUGGACAUUUGGGACACGUUGAAAGCCCAGCUGCCUCUUCAGGAACCCAGAUGCCAAGGGCUGGCCGAAGACCUCUGGGGUUUUUAUCUUUAAUUUGUAAAUCAAGUAAUGCUGAACCUGGAGAGGAUGCUAAAGGGAAUAGACAGAGACUCCGAAAACCUCUCAUAGCUGCCUCAAGUCGAAGUCUGAAAAAAACAACUCCAUCUACUGAGAACACUACAGACACUCAGGAGUCCUGUUCCUUUCCCUCUACGAGCUUGCCAUCCUCUGCUGAAUGUGAGAAUAUAGGCAGUGCUGCAGUUCAGAUUUCUUCUGAGUCUUCUGAGAAACAAGCUUCUUGUGCUAAAGGACAGGAGAAAGAAGAGGAGCCAACCAGAAUCUCGGAAUAUUUUUUCAGUGAUAUCUUUAUGGAGGUAGAUGAUUCAGAAUAAAGCUCUAGAUUCUAAGAAUUCAGUGCAACAAUGGAACUGUGUAUAGAUGGGUUGCUGUGAAUUCUCCUUUUUCUUCCUUGGUCUUAAUUUAUUUCCAGACUCACUAAUGGAGAAUAACAAGCACUGUUGGAGAAGAAAAUCAUUUCCCCCCUCAUUCUGGGUAAUCUGAGCAUUUUCAAACAUGUCAGAACUAGAUUGGCAUGAUGAGACUGAACAGCAGCUGUUGGUUUACAUAACUUUUCUACAACCAGCUUAGGGACAUGACUACCUUCAAGAAGUGCAAUGAAUAAAUGACUAUCCACAUGCCAAUAUCCCUUCAAAUCAUAAUGCUGAAGCUUUUGGGGCUCAUUAUUACAACUUAUUUGCUAUACUUCUUUUUGUGAAGUUCCACUGCAGGAAGGAGAAUUAAUCUUCAUAUUUAUCUCUGUAGAUAGAUAAUCAAUUCGAAAAGAUUAGUGUUGUAAAUACAUAGAGAAGUUUUCUAUUGUUGGUUAUUUUAUAGACUUCUCCAAAGUAUGUAUAUUUGUAAUGACAAAUUCACAGAUACAUAAGCUUAAGGUCAUCAUUGGAAAGCAGAAUGUUUAAUCCCUUUUAAAUGUACAGAGAUAAACAUGAAAGACUAUUUAUUUAAUUUUAAUGUAUUAAAAGAUGCUAUCCCAUGUUAGUCCUUCAUCUAUCUGAUUUGGGGGUAAGGAAAAGAUGGACAGAUGUCCAAUUGUAAAUGCGGAUUUCUUUCUAAAUUAAAUAUUUAAUACAAUAGACUGGAUUCUGCUCAUGCACUGUCUUUAUAUAUUCAUAUAACUCCAUUGAUGUAAUUUAUACUAAGGAAAUUCCAAUUAAGAGUAAAGGUGAGCAGAUUCGAACCUAGAACUAUUGAAUGAGGUAGUUUUGAGGAUUUGCCACUUUUGAAACCUUUAACUCAUAAAGGUUUUCCUCCUAUUUCGUGUUUGUUUUUUGUCCCCCCAGUGCUGAAAUUUAGUUUUAGGAUGGUAUUUGAUUUGUCACAUGAAGACUAACUUUCACUUAUGUAAUGAGAAAAAAUUGCCAUGAGGGGUUAACAGUCACAUGGUCUCAAUUCUUCAAAAAUCAGGAAUUAUUCUAAAAGACAAAUACAUUUUCAUUCUUAAAUUCUUGACUUUUUGAAAUAGUAAGUAGGUAUUGAAAAUUAGACUUAGGUAAAAAUCUGCAUUUUUUUCUUUGAUUAAACAUUCACCACUGGAAAUCAAGGAUGAAAAAUAGACUUUCAGAAAAUGGGAUUUACACAAUGUCCCAUAUGUCAAGAUGAGUAUGUCACAAAUUUAGUUCCAUAUUAAUUCUGAACAACCUCUUCAAUGCAGUUAUUUAACUCGAGCUUUAUUUGCCACAGCUCAGUCAGUAAUGCUUAGUGUAUGUUUGUUUAUAGGUAGAAGCACAACCUUAAGAUAAUUUGUAUUUUAGUGCAUGGAUCUGGCUUCAACUAAAAUGAUUCUUAAUGAGUUAAAACAUUUUCUAAAUUGAAUAUUCAAACUAUUUUAAAGAUUAUUUUGCCACCCUCUGCAAAAAAAAAAAAAAAAAAUCUGUAGAGGUGGUGGUGAUUUACUAGCAAAUCCAUAAUUAUUUCCUAACUAUAAUUAUCAGAUUCCCCUUGAGUCACUAGCUGAGACUUGAAUUUUUAUCCUUUCAGAAGUUAUUUUUUUGACUUAGUUUCUAAAAGAGCCCUCAAGACUUGAAUAAUAAGCAAAAAUAGCCCAGCUGUUAGGAAUCAUUAAACUAGAAGCUCAGAUAGCUUGUUUUGUAGCAUCCAAAUGUGAGAAGCAGUUAGUUUUAAUGCUACAGUGGAAAGGGAAAACUGUCAAACAGAAUAUUUUCCUCUGUUUUUCAAGUAAAUGACAAUUGGAAUUCAAAAAAUGACUGUACAAAUUGAUCCAAUCUCAUGUCCAGUUUGAGAUGAAUGUCUCACGGUUUGACAAUUUAUUUUAAUUUGAAAUACCCAUAUUUGUGUUUUUUCUCCUUCUAUGGUAAACAUUGCAGUAAUAUAAUAACACUGAAUACAUGUAGCUAAGGCUAAUGUGCAUAUUGUAGAGUCUGGUUCUUGUAUGCAAAUAUUUUGUUGUUACAUUGGGCUUGUUGCAUUUUAGAAUUAGAUAAAGCAGCUAUAUCACCCCCACUGAUACAUUCUCAAAAUGAUUUGUGGAGGAGGAUGCUAUAAAAUAAUGUAUUCUAAGUACCUGCUAAAGCAGUACAGACUCAUUCAUAGUAUGUCAGAUGCAAUUCAAAUGACAAGUUAAAAAUAAUUUGUAUGUCAUAAAUGAUAAUCAGAGACAGCAAAAUGUAUUGUGCCUUAUUUAUCCCUGUGAAAUAGAAGGGACAACGGACUUUUUUUUUUUUUUUAAACAGCAAACCAUGUGUGUUUUGUUACAAGUAUCUUUUGAAGUGAAUCACAUUUCUGUAAUGUGUGUUUUCCGUGCUGGAAUGAAAGUUGUAUAAGUCAUAGCGAUGGAAGGAUACAGAACAGCACCCUAUGUUAAGUUGCACUGAUCAAUGGCUUAUCAUUUCUAUUAAGAUGUGGCAAAGGACUGCUUUCCUUGACGUGUUCUUUCACUGACACUGUAGGAAUAUUGUUCACGUGUAAGCUUUUGGAUUCAAAGAAACAGUCUGUUCUAUAUGUAAAUUAUGUGAAUAAAUACUUUUAUAUCACUUGUGUAUCUGAUCUCACUUGAUCUAACUCAGCUUUUAAAAAUAAACAAGUUUAUAAAGAGCCAAAAAAAGACUUUUUUAAAGGUAAUGAGUUGAAUGGCUCAGGUUCUCAAAAUAGUAAAAAUGCUAUGUUUUGCUCUCUGUUCUUUAUUGCAACAUUUUACUUACAUUAUUAUUAUGGUUGGUGAAUAGAUUUUGUCCCUUAAUUGCCAAGUUUUUGCAACCUUCUUUUAAUUGCCUUUUUUUUUUUAUUUUGAAAACUUAAGCUGUGAAUGGAAAAACUAAAUUUAGAGCCUGUGAUUAGCAUGAAAAAUGUUCUAAUAUUUUUCUUCAUGUAAAUACUCUAGACUGCCAGAACAUCAAAAA